Messenger RNA from Chanos chanos (milkfish), 1395 nucleotides. RefSeq names its product fibrinogen C domain containing 1a (gene fibcd1a). NCBI's taxonomy places the organism in Eukaryota, Metazoa, Chordata, Actinopteri, Gonorynchiformes, Chanidae. The transcript has 7 exons. The coding region runs from base 1 to 1395 and encodes 464 amino acids. The record is from RefSeq and is a predicted model, not a curated record.
AUGGUAAAUGAUCGAUGGAAAAUCAUGAACAGUGUUUCAGAACUCGAAGAUGGACAACAGCACAAACCUCAGAGGAUGAGCUGUAGCUAUCUGUUGUGCACGGUCCUGCUGUUCGUUGCCGUGUUACUGGCAGUCACGGUAACUGGAACCAUCCUGCUGAUGAACCAUUACCAGGCGCUGCCUGGACCCGACAGCCCGCCCCUAAUCAACACCAAUCAGGAUGAGGGGAACGCCCUGGUGACUGUUGAGAGGGGCGAUGGUUCCCGCAUCAACAUCUUCAUUGACCCCAACUGCCCGGACUACAACAGCAACUUCCUGCGGCUGGAGGGCGUCCAGACCUCCCUCCUGCAUUCCCUCACUGACCACGACUCGGACCUGAAGUCGGUGAAGGGUCAGGACCGGGCCCUGCUGGUCAAACUGGCGGAGGAGGUGGCCAAGCUGUCCGCCCAUGCCAGCGAGCUGAAGAUGGAGUACGAGUCUCUGAGGCGCGGCCAGGGGAGCAUCGGCCAGGAGCUCAGUACACUGCAGACGGAACAGGGAAGGCUCAUUCAGCUGCUGUCAGAGAGUCAGAUCAACAUGGUGAAGGUGGUGAACUCGGUGAGCGACGCACUGAGCUCCGUGCAGAAGGAGACAGGCAGCAUAAAGACACGCCUGAAAGCUGAUCUUCAGAGAGCUCCUGUACGCGGAGUCCGCCUAAAGGGAUGCGGAAAUGGAGAGGGUUCCAGACCGCGUGACUGCAGUGAUAUCUUGGCCAGCGGGCAGAGAGAGGACGGGGUCUACUCAGUCUUCCCCAUACACUACCCGGCAGGCUUCCAGGUGUACUGUGAUAUGACUACUGACGGUGGGGGAUGGACGGUGAUCCAGCGCAGAGAGGAUGGGUCUGUGAACUUCUUCCGUGACUGGGAGGCCUACCGUGAGGGGUUCGGGAAGAUCACAGGGGAACACUGGUUGGGUAUGAAGCGGAUUCAUGCCCUCACCAUCCAGGCGAACUAUGAGCUGAGAAUAGAUCUGGAGGACUUUGAGAACAGCACUUCCUUCGCCCAGUACGGGUCCUUCGGAGUGGGUUUGUUCUCUGUCGACCCGGACGAAGACGGCUACCCGCUGAGCGUCUCGGACUACUCGGGCACGGCAGGUGACUCAUUGCUCAAACACAAUGGAAUGAAAUUUACCACCAAGGACAAGGACAACGACCAUUCGGAGAAUAACUGUGCCUCGUUCUACCACGGUGCCUGGUGGUACCGAAACUGCCACACCUCCAACCUGAACGGACAGUACCUCCGUGGCCAGCACACCUCCUAUGCUGACGGCAUCGAAUGGUCGUCCUGGACUGGUUGGCAGUACUCCCUCAAAUUCACCGAGAUGAAGAUUAGACCCAACAGGGAAGAAAACAAAUGA